GGGUGAGUUGCCUAAUACCAAACAAACAAACACAAAACCCACGCCAUUGAUUUUCAACAACACGAGUGUUGUGUUUCUAACUUGACCCGGCUUUUUAAAUUAUACAUCACGAAAUGAGGGACACCAGAGGCCGUGGUCGGGGAAGAGGAGGACGUCCUAUGCCAUACAGAUCGCCAGGCCAACCACAAUUUCGGAGUUUUGUUCCACACAUGCCCUUUGACUUUGUACAGUGUGAAAACAUAUUCCAGAGAGUAAAACCAUCACCAGAUGAGACAGCUUUCACAGAGGCUAUUUUGAAAAAGAAUCAAGAUUUGACGCCCACUGCUGGAGAGCAAGCUGCUAUUUUGAGUCUGGUCACUAAAAUCAACAAUGUUCUUGACAACCUUAUUGUGGCACCUGGAAAUUUUGAAGUGCAAUUGGAAGAGGUCAGGCAAGUCGGCUCUCACAAGAAAGGCACCAUGAUGACGGGACUAAAUGUUGCCGAUAUUGUUGUUAUACUAAAAAUACUACCCACAGUUGAAGCUGUAGCAGCUCUUGGGAACAAAGUUCUGGAUGCCUUGGUUGCUGCUGAUCCUGGCGAAAUCUUAACCUUACUGAAAAACGAGUCUGGAUUUGAAAUCAGUUCUGCUGAGGCUACUGUAGAAAUCCUUAUAACUACCAUUCCUCCAAAUCUCAGAAAGCUGGACCCAGAUCUACAUUUGGAUGGUAAAUUAAUGCAGAGUCAUCUUGCUGCUGUCAGACAUGCCCGAUGGUUUGAGGAGAAUGCAUUCCAUUCAAGCAUCAAAGUGUUAAUCCGUAUCUUGAAAGAUCUGAAAACUAGAUUUACUGGAUUGGAGCCGCUGACACCAUGGAUUGUAGAUCUGCUGGCUCACUAUUCCAUCAUGAAUAACCCUUCAAGGCAACCUCUUCCAAUCAACGCCGCUUUCAAAAGAUGUCUACAACUAUUGGCAUCCGGAUUUUUCCUACCAGGCUCUGUCGGUAUCACCGAUCCAUGUGAGGGUGGUAACAUUAGAGUGCAUACAUCAAUGACUUUGGAACAUCAGGAUCAGGUAGCUUACACGGCUCAGACGCUACUCAGAGUGCUGUGUCAUGGAGGUUUUAAAAAAGUGCUUGGAUUAGAAGGCGAUUCAACUAUAGCAACAGAGAUGUCUGUUUGGGAAGGUGUGGUGGUUACCCCCAGUGAGAAGGCAUACGAGAAGCCAGAGAAGAAAGAGGAAGAGGAGCCAGCCGGAGAAGACACAGAGGACACGAUGGAUUCACAGGAAAAUGCAUAAAUGGCUAGAGAAAACAAAUAAAACAUCUAAAAGAAUCUUGGAUGAUCUGAUGUGAAAGCCAGCAAUAUGCUUCUAUCUGUGUUCCUUUUAAAGGUGUGAAGAAAAUUCAGUCCAAUCUUUUUGAUAACUUUCAAGACACAAAAAGUGUUGAAACUAAACUUUACUUUGUGGGAGUACUCACUGCCACUAGAUAUUUUUUUUAAACCUUGGAGCUUUUUAAAGCUUUUAUGUAAUAUGAAAAUUAUGCAAAGAUACAAUUAUGAUGUCACUGGUCAGUUGUAGUCAAUGAUGGUGUCUUUAAUACUCUGUAUUGAAUUCAGUUCAGAAUGAAUUCUUAUUACUAUAUUCAUCAUUAUAUUAACUGUAGGUGUAUCUGAACUAUCAUCUGCAUAAUAUCAAUAAAUUU
Molecule: messenger RNA, 1680 nt
Organism: Saccoglossus kowalevskii
Lineage: Eukaryota; Metazoa; Hemichordata; Enteropneusta; Harrimaniidae
Product: interleukin enhancer-binding factor 2 homolog
Biological process (GO): positive regulation of DNA-templated transcription
Cellular component (GO): catalytic step 2 spliceosome
Molecular function (GO): DNA binding; double-stranded RNA binding
Source: RefSeq, a predicted model, not a curated record